AUGGCUAUAUCUCCGAAACCACUGUCUCUUAAGUCCAAACCUUGUCAUCCCAGCCCACCGUGCGCCGGCCCCGCUCCUGCCAUCGGCUCCGAUUCUGCAGCCGGCUCCGCCCCUGCCGCCGGCUCCGAUUCUACCGCCGGCUCGGCUCCUGCCACCGGUUCCGAUUCUGCCGCCGGCUCCGAUUCUACCGCCGGCUCCGCUCCUGCCACCGGCUCCGAUUCUGCCGCCGGCUCCGCUCCUGCCGCCGGCUCUGAUUCUGCCGCCGGCUCUGAUUCUGCCGCCGGCACCGAUUCUGCCGCCAGCUCCGCUCAUGCAACCGGCUCCGAUUCCGCCGCCAGCUCCGCUCCUGCCGCCGGCUCUAAUUCUGCCGCCGGCUCCGAUUCUGCCGCUGGCCCCGUUCCUGCCAUCGGCUCCGAUUCUGCCGUCGGCUCCGCUCCUGCCGCCGGCUCCGAUUCUACCGCCGGCUCGGCUCCUGCCACCGGCUCUGAUUCUGCCGCCGGCUCCGAUUCUACCGCCGGCUCCGCUCCUGCCACCGGCUCCAAUUCUACCGCCGGCCCAUCUGGUUCUAGAGGUCCCGCUCCUGCCACCGGCCCCACUCCUGCCGCCGGCCCCGAUCCUCCCGCAGGCCCAUCUGGUUCCACCGGCUCCGCUCCAGCCGCCGGCCCAUCUGGUUCUACCGCCCCCGCUCCUGCCGCCAGCCUCGAUCCUCCCGCAGGCCCAUCUGGUUCCACCGGCUCCGCCCCAACCGCAGGCCCAUCUGGUUCCACCGGCUCCACCCCAGCCGCGGGAACAUCUGGUUCCACCCGUCCCGCUCCUCAAGCCGGUCCCUCUCGACCUACCGGCCGAAACCCCUUUCGUCGCGGCGUUCACACCGGUCCGGCAGGAAACCCAGGGCCAUCCCAAAGUGUCGGCAACAACAGGCCUGCAAUCCAUGAGGACGGAUUCGUCGCUGACGGAUUCUUCUACCCAUUCCCUCUUGGAAGACCGCUCGACAGCCCUUUUGGAGUCGCGUUUGGAAACGUGGGCCCCAAUGGAGAGGUCGGCGACGAAGGGCAGGCUGAACGCAACCCGCAAGCGGAACGCAACCCCGAAGCGGAACGCAACCCCGAAGCGGAACGCAACCCCGAAGCGGAACGCAACCCCGAAGAGGACCGCAGUGGGGAGGUCGACCCCAAUGGAGAGGCAGGUCGGGUUGCAGAGGUUGGCCCUAAUGGAGAGGCAGGCCGGGUUGCAGAGGUUGGCCCUAAUGGAGAGGCAGGCCGGGAUGCAGAGGUUGGCCCUAAUGGAGAGGCAGGCCGGGUUGCAGAGGUUGGCCCUAAUGGAGAGGCAGGCCGGGUUGCAGAGGUUGGCCCUAAUGGAGAGGCAGGCCGGGAUGCAGAGGUUGGCCCUAAUGGAGAGGCAGGCCGGGUUGCAGAGGUUGGCCCUAAUGGAGAGGCAGGCCGGGUUGCAGAGGUUGGCCCUAAUGGAGAGGCAGGCCGGGAUGCAGAGGUUGGCCCUAAUGGAGAGGCAGGCCGGGUUGCAGAGGUUGGCCCUAAUGAAGAGGCAGGUCGAGUUGCAGAGGUUUGCCCUCAUGCAGAGGCAGGCCGAGUUGCAGAUGUUGGCCCUAAUGGGGAACCUAGAAACAGGAUACCCGGACCCCCAAUCUGUGUAUGCGAGUUCUGCGGGUUUUCUAUACGCAAUAUGCCGUUCUACCAACGAAAUCCUUUUGCUUUCAAUAUAACGACUAUGAUGAGGGAGCGGCUGAAUAGAGACCUCUGAAUCAUUCCACAAUUCUUUUCUCUAUGAUCUAAAUAUAAAUACAUAUUACAUAAAUGAAACAAAAUUAAAUGACUCUCAAUAUGUUAUUUUCGACUUGGUGUUUGUAUUUGGAUGGUAUCUAAUAAACUAUACUUAUAUUUCCGAAUUGGUAUAUUUUAAUCAUAGUAAACCCCAAAUCCGAAUUAUGACAUUCACAGAAUAAAUGUAACACACAUGCAGAAUUUAUUUAAAAUCUAGACAGAUCUAGCAGCUCAGAAUUAUGAAAACCCAACACACACGCUUUGUUAUCCAGCAUAAACCCUAAACUGAUGCCCAAUACGGUAAGGGUCUGGGCUCAACGCUAUCUGCAGUCUAAUAGAAAUUUUCUAAU
This is a messenger RNA of Trichoplusia ni (cabbage looper), 2128 nucleotides long. Its product is annotated as collagen alpha-1(I) chain-like. NCBI's taxonomy places the organism in Eukaryota, Metazoa, Arthropoda, Insecta, Lepidoptera, Noctuidae. Bases 1 to 1758 code for a protein of 585 amino acids. The transcript is spliced from 2 exons. The record is from RefSeq and is a predicted model, not a curated record.